AAGGCCGAGGCGGAAAGGACGCUCUGCCCGACUUGAUGCCCCGCCUCGCUAGAGAAGCGGGCGGCGUCGCGCGGAGAUGACGUCGGUGCUCCGGCGCCGGAAGCUCCCGGGCCAAAAGCUCUAUUGGAAUCCGGUGGCGGAGAAAUGGAUACAGAGGAAGGUCAGCCCCUGCUGGGUUCCAAGGAGCAGAAGAAGAAUUGGCAGGAACCUACUGGGCAUCAUCCCAUCACAGACAACUAUCUAAGGUAAAUGUUUCCCUUACCUUAUGGAGAGGAAGGACUUCGAAGCAUGGCUUGAAAACCUCUCCGCCACGUUCCUCUCUCUGACGGACUUGCAGAGAAAUGAGGCGUUGGAUGACCUGAUCUCCCUGAGCGGGGCCGCUCAGCUCAGGCACCUCUCCAACAGCCUGGAGACCCUCCUCAAGCGGGAUUUCCUGAAACUGCUCCCACUGGAGCUGAGCUUCUACUUGUUGAAAUGGCUGGACCCUCGGACCUUACUCACGUGUUGCCUCGUCUCUAAGCAAUGGAACAAGGUCAUAAGUGCCUGUCUGGAGGUCUGGCAGGCGGCCUGCAGGAACCUGGGCUGGCAGAUCGACGACUCCGUUCAGGAUGCCCUGCUCUGGAAGAAGUCCUACUUGAAGGCUGUUUUGCGGAUGAAGCAGCUGCAGGACCACGAAGCUUUCGAGACCUCCUCCUUGAUCGGACACAGUGCCAGGGUGUAUGCGCUGUAUUAUAAAGAUGGACUCCUUUGUACAGGUUCAGACGACCUAUCGGCCAAGUUGUGGGACGUGAGCACGGGGCAGUGCAUCUACGGCAUCCAGACCCACACGUGUGCGGCAGUAAAGUUUGACGAGCAGAAGCUGGUCACCGGCUCUUUCGAUAACACGGUAGCCUGCUGGGAGUGGAGCUCAGGAGCCAAGACGCAGCAUUUCCGAGGCCACACGGGGGCAGUUUUCAGCGUGGAUUACAACGAUGAGCUGGAUAUCCUGGUCAGUGGCUCAGCGGAUUUCACUGUGAAAGUGUGGGCCUUAUCGACAAGCGUCUGCCUCAACACGUUGACUGGACACACAGAGUGGGUCACAAAGGUGGUCUUACAAGAGAGUAAAGUCAAAUCCCUCAUGCACAGCCCUGGCGAUUACAUUCUUUUAAGUGCGGAUAAGUAUGAAAUCAAGAUCUGGCCAAUCGGAAGAGAGAUCAACUGCAAAUGUUUGAAGACCCUGACAGUUUCCGAAGACCGCAGCAUCUCUUUGCAGCCUCGGCUUCACUUCGACGGGAAGUACAUUGUGUGCAGUUCAGCGAUCGGAUUGUACCAGUGGGACUUCGCCAGCUACGAUAUCCUCAGGGUUAUCAAACCACCCGAAUUUGCAAACCUGUCCUUGCUGGGCUUUGGUGACAUUUUCGCCCUCCUGUUUGAUAACCAUUACCUGUACAUCAUGGAUCUGAGGACAGAAAAGUUGAUCAGCCGUUGGCCGCUGCCGGAAUACCGGAAGUCGAAGAGGGGCUCAAGCUUCUUGGCCGGAGAAAUGGCUUGGCUGGAUGGCUUGGACGGUCAAAACGAUCUGGGCUUGGUAUUUGCCACCAGCAUGCCCGACCACAGUAUCCAUCUGGUUUUGUGGAAGGAACAUGGCUGAACUCAGCCAACGGACUCUGGGACACGUGGCUUUUUAUAUACAUAAAUAUAAAAAGAUAUAUAUAUAUAUAUAUAUAUAAAAUAAAAAGAGAACGGAGACUGCCAGCAGCGAAUCCAAGGGACAAUGCUUUGCAUGAACCAAAGUUAACACGAGGUUUCCAUCCUGCAACGCACAAUAGUUUUUACCAUUUUUUUUUCAACACCAGUUUUGAGAGGAGGGGGGCGGGGAAGACAAACCCAGCCCCCCCCCCACACACACAUAGGAGCCUGUUCAAUUUCUUUCUUUUUCUCAAUGAAGGUUUCCCAGCAUCUUGACUGUUUCCAACAUUGGCUUAUAUAUGUUAAAAAUAUAUAUAUAUGGAUAUAUUUGAACAUGUAUAUAUAUAUACAUGUUCAAAUAUAUAUAUAUAUAUAUUCGUAUUCAAAUAUAUCCCGUUUGAGCCUAUUUUGUGACUGGUUUGGGGUUUCUUGCAAGUUGGCAGGGGGAAAAAAAACAACAACAGUUCAAGACAAUGGAAAUAGAUCUCUUUCUAACCACUCUCUCCCUGCUUGGAGGAAAAAAAGGAAAUUAAUCAAA
Messenger RNA from Crotalus tigris (Tiger rattlesnake), 2206 nucleotides. It is a transcript of the gene FBXW2, whose product is annotated as F-box and WD repeat domain containing 2. Gene Ontology annotation, molecular function: protein binding. The transcript is spliced from 8 exons. The record is from RefSeq and is a predicted model, not a curated record. NCBI's taxonomy places the organism in Eukaryota, Metazoa, Chordata, Lepidosauria, Squamata, Viperidae. Bases 266 to 1630 code for a protein of 454 amino acids.